Molecule: messenger RNA, 1250 nt
Organism: Salvia splendens (bonfire salvia)
Lineage: Eukaryota; Viridiplantae; Streptophyta; Magnoliopsida; Lamiales; Lamiaceae
Product: vesicle-associated protein 1-2
Exons: 10
Coding region: 108-965 (285 amino acids)
Biological process (GO): endoplasmic reticulum membrane organization
Cellular component (GO): plasma membrane; endoplasmic reticulum membrane
Source: RefSeq, a predicted model, not a curated record
UUAUUUCACCAAACUGAAAGAAACCUUUUUGUUUCGUCAAAAAAAAAAAAAAAACCUUUUGUAUGUAAAACCCUAAAAUUCGAUUAACAAGUGUGUUGUGGAGAGAAAUGAGCUCAGAGGCGUUGCUCAAUUACGACCCUCCGGAGCUGAGUUUCCAAUUUGAUCAGAACAGACAGCUAUCAUCUUCUGUCCGAUUGUUGAAUGAAACCGACGAUUAUGUUGCUUUCAAGCUCAAGUCCACUAAUCCGAGAUAUUAUGUGGUUCGACCAAGAAUUGGAAUUCUGUUGCCUCAAUCAACUUGUGAAAUCAAAGUGACAAUGCGAACCCUGAGGGAAUCUCAGCACAGUCUGAGGUCCAAGGACAAGUUCAUGAUUGAAAGUGCAGCUGCAGCUCCUGAUACAACCGUGGAAGAUGCUCGGAAACUGUUUGAUAAGGAGUCUGGACAUCCUAUUCAAGAGUUCAUACUACGAGUCAAUUACAGUAGGCCUACAGAAUCUUCACCUGACACAUCUGUCAUUGAAAAUACAGAUGUAUCUGCUCCUGAGGUUAAUAGAUCUCUUACGGAACCUCAUGAGAACGGGUUACAGGUCGCUAGCUCUGUCACUGACUCUCAUGACAAUAAUUUACGGGUCAUCAACAAUGUUAACGAACUUCGUACCAAUGGCACACAGGAAAAUGAUAUCACUCGUAGUGGUGACUCAAUUCUCAGGCGCUUUAUCAGUAAUUGCACUGGUGAAUCAAUUCUAAGGGAGGUCAUUGGUAGCUUGCUGAUAUUAGUAUUCUUAUACCUCAUGAAACAGACGAUAUCAUGGAUCUGGAGUCUGGUAAUGUUUGUGGUGAUAAUGAUAAUAAAGAUGAUAAAGAAGUUGGUGUCUGAUUCUGUUGAAGACUGGAUAGUGAAAACACUUAUACAUAUCGUUAUGUAUAUUCUAUUUGGGCGCAAGGAAAACACAGGCCUUACGUAGCUCUCCGCCUUCUUGUGUCAAUGAUAGUGAUAAACAGGGUUAUGAAAGGAAGUAUGUGUUCUAUGUGAAGCUAUGCCUGCAUGUAAAUUAGAAGCAUUUGGAGUUUUGUACAUGUUCUCUUUUAGACGGCGUAUAUUAUUACAAUGGAAUGGACUACAGAUAGUGAUUGUAAGCAUUUGCCACGAAAUGAGAGACACCCCCACACUGAAAGGUGGUAGGAGUACUAUUUUUGCCAUCAUGUUCAUAUUUAUUACUACUAUUAAUAUUUAUUCUUCACUUGGAUCA